Messenger RNA from Glycine soja, 1281 nucleotides. Its product is annotated as MADS-box protein EJ2-like. Bases 66 to 1046 code for a protein of 326 amino acids. Gene Ontology annotation, molecular function: DNA-binding transcription factor activity, RNA polymerase II-specific; RNA polymerase II cis-regulatory region sequence-specific DNA binding; protein dimerization activity. NCBI's taxonomy places the organism in Eukaryota, Viridiplantae, Streptophyta, Magnoliopsida, Fabales, Fabaceae. The record is from RefSeq and is a predicted model, not a curated record. The transcript has 2 exons. Gene Ontology annotation, biological process: positive regulation of transcription by RNA polymerase II.
AAAUAAACAAUUGAUCUUCCAAUCCAAUUGAAGAAACGAAAGCCGGAGCCGCCAGCAGAAAAUAAAUGGGUCGUGGAAGAAUACCUAUGGAACUCAUUAAGGAGGAGAAAGCCUGUGAAAAAACAUUUCACAAGAGAAAAAAGGGGUUAUUGAAGAAAGCUUAUGAGUUUUCCACCCUUUGUGCAGUUGAUGUUGGCGUUAUUAUCUAUGCUCCCAAAUAUCUUAAUGAACCUGAAACAUGGCCCCAAGACCAAGACUCAAGAGAGGUAAAACGUGUCAUUCAAAAAUAUCAUAACACCACUAGUGAUAGGCAUCCUAAGGUGUAUGAUGUGCAAGAGUAUUUUAACGAUAGAAUGAAAAAGAUUGAAAGUGAGAUUUCCAAAGUGCACAAAGAGGAGAUAAAGCUCAUGUACCCAACUUGGAAUGAGUCUUACAAUACUCUUGGAGAGAAACAAUUGAGGAUGUUUGUUGGUAUUCUGGAUGCCAAACUUGAUGCUUGUAAUCAAAGGAUGAAUAUGUUAAAGCAAGAUUCAAAGGGAAAAGGAAUAGCAAAAUCGGACAAAAUUGAGACGCUUACUCCCUACAUGGCCUCAAAUUUAGGUAGUCACCUAAAUUUCAUGUCUCAAACACAACUUUUCACUCCUAGUGAUAACAAUCAAGUAGCAUUUUACCCAUUUCAGCUUAGCCAAAGUUCUCAACCUUCUACGUUUCAUGGUGGUCAAAGUUGUGUGCAAUUGAUGGAGAAAAAUGCAAUGGUGGAUUGGGCUAAUCAAGUUGGUGUUGGUGCUAAUUGUGAUCCCAAAAUGGGUGUACUAAAGGAGGAUCAAUCUAACAAAACUCAAAACUCCUCACCAUGCUACUACAAUGGAAAUAUGCAAACAACACAGUCAUAUAUGCAAACUCUUCAUUCUCUAUUGCAGUACGAUGCAACUUUUCAGAUCCUAUCAAAUCAACUAGGACAACCACCAGGGUUUGAACAUAACAGUUUUUACGAUUCAAAUAUGUUUCAAUCUCAAUUUUUUAACUACAUGCAUGGAAAGAAGUAGGUCCCAUUACUUAAAGAUAUAUGCUUUUUGUUGGAUUGUUAGUUAAGGUUUUUAAUUUUCUUCAGUUUCCAAGCAUUGCUUAUGCUUUAAAGAGUUGUUGAAUUUAUUUUAUUGGUUGGAUUUGAACAUUUUACAUAAUGGUCACCAGAACUUAACAAAUGACUAUGUAGCAUUUGUAUGUUAAUGGUGUGUGUUCAACAUGUGUUGCACACUGACACGUGUAAUGACACUGAUA